Molecule: messenger RNA, 1758 nt
Organism: Aspergillus candidus
Lineage: Eukaryota; Fungi; Ascomycota; Eurotiomycetes; Eurotiales; Aspergillaceae
Gene: glnA
Product: glutamate--ammonia ligase
Exons: 6
Coding region: 365-1441 (358 amino acids)
Cellular component (GO): cytoplasm
Molecular function (GO): glutamine synthetase activity
Source: RefSeq, a predicted model, not a curated record
CGCAAAGCGAUGCUUGCACGCUUUUCUUAAAUGGAACGGAUGUCCCCCCCACCCACAAUCCCAGCUUCUUCUCUUGAACAUCCUUUUCAUCCCACCUCCAUCUAUUUCUUCAUCCUCUCAUCUCCUUCUACUCUCUUCCGCGUUCGUCUUUUCAUCUCACUCUCUACCGUGUUAUUUAUCACUCGUCUAUCCCCCCAGUGUUCUCUCGCUGUCGGUCAAUCCUUCUAUCAAUCGAUCUCUGAUCUCGAUCGCGUCUCAAUCUCGUCUCUGUCGAGCAAUUGAACUCUCUAACUGGCUUUGCCAAUCUCUCUCUACCCCAAAAAACAACUCUUUUUAGUUGAUCAUCAAUUCACAUUCAUCAGUCAUGGCUUCUGAAUCAACAACCGUCUCCAACACGGAGAAUCUCAUGAAAUACAUGAACCUUGACCAGCGUGGUAAGGUUCAGGCGGAGUACGUCUGGAUUGACGCUCACGGUGGCUGCCGCAGCAAGACCAAGACUCUCUCCAAGCCCGUCCAGUCCGUCGACGAACUCCCCGAGUGGAACUUCGACGGCUCGUCAACUGCCCAGGCCCCCGGUGACAACUCCGAUGUCUACCUGCGCCCCGUCGCCAUCUUCCCCGAUCCCUUCCGUCUCGGUGACAACAUCCUCGUCCUCUGUGAGACCUGGGACUCCGACGGAACCCCCAACAAGUUCAACUACCGCCAUGAUGCCAACCGGUUGAUGGAGACCCACGCCAAGGAGGAGUUCUGGUUCGGUCUGGAACAGGAGUACACCCUUCUCGGCAACGAUGGCUGGCCCUACGGCUGGCCCAAGGGUGGCUUCCCCGGCGCCCAGGGCCCCUACUACUGUGGUGUGGGUACCGGUAAGGUCUACUGCCGUGACAUCGUCGAGGCCCACUACCGCGCCUGCUUGUACGCCGGCAUCAAGAUCUCCGGUGUCAACGCCGAGGUCAUGCCCUCCCAGUGGGAGUACCAGGUUGGCCCCUGUGACGGAAUCGAGAUGGGUGACCAGCUGUGGAUGUCCCGGUUUAUGCUGCACCGUGUCGCCGAGGAGUUCGGUGUCCGCAUCUCCUUCGAGCCCAAGCCCAUCAAGGGUGAGUGGAACGGAGCCGGUCUUCACACCAACGUGUCGUCGGAGUCGAUGCGUACCGAGGGCGGUAUGAAGGUCAUCGAGGCCUGCAUGAAGAAGCUGGAGGCGCGUCACGUCGAACACAUCGCCGUCUACGGAGAGGGCAACGAGGAGCGUCUCACCGGCCGUCAUGAGACCGGGGAUAUCGACAAGUUCAGCUACGGUGUCGCCGACCGUGGUGGCAGCAUCCGUAUUCCCCGCCAGACGGCCAAGGACGGCAAGGGUUAUUUCGAAGACCGCCGUCCGGCCAGUAACGCCUGCCCCUACCAGAUCACUGGUAUCAUCGUUGAGACUCUCUGCGGUGGUGUUUAGAUCGUGUUUUGUUUUAGCGCUCGUAUACCCUCCGGCGUCAGGGAGUGGACAGAGCAGCCUGGUCGGUUGAACGGGAGCCAGGGUGUCUUGCGUUCGUAUCCCGUGCUUUGCAUCAGUUUUUCCCUUUUCAUCCUUUCUUUCUGUGGUUAUGUGUUAUGUCAAUAGAAGAGGCCGACGGCCGUGGAGUGGGAGGAUAGUACUAGUGUAUUCAAUCACUCGUUGAUUACGCCCAUCAAGUAAUCAUGUGUAUAAUUAGCUCAGCAUGGAUAUUAUCAAAAAUAGAUCUCUAUCGGAGAUGUCAAAAAGUUCCUCAGCCA